Molecule: messenger RNA, 3411 nt
Organism: Schistocerca serialis cubense
Lineage: Eukaryota; Metazoa; Arthropoda; Insecta; Orthoptera; Acrididae
Product: mucin-5AC-like
Exons: 4
Coding region: 1-3411 (1136 amino acids)
Source: RefSeq, a predicted model, not a curated record
AUGGAGAAUGAUGCAGGAAGCAUCAAUGGGGAUAAUUACAAAAAGAAUUGUAUCAACUGUUACAGUUCUUCAGGUGUUCGAGAAGGGGAAAAAGAGAGCGAUGUAGAACAUGAAGCUAAUAGUAUGAGACAUAAUCUCUAUCCUGUUACUGCACAGCUCAGCCUCGAUUCAGCUAAGUUUGAGACUGUCCCGCCUAACAUAGAGACGAAGAAUCUAAAUACAGUUCCAGUGAAUGCCAUCUACUCGUCUGAACGUCCCACUCAGGAAGAGAGAUAUACACAUACCGCACCUGCAGGUACGGAAGAGAAAACUACUAUAAAAGGACAACGUAUCUCCACGUCCUACUCCAGUAAAGAGCAAGAAGAAGUGCACAUGCAUAUUUAUUCAACAACACAAGGUAGAUUAUCAAGAUACAUCGGCUCAUUCGCCUUAGGAUACGGCAAAAGUCGACAACAAGAAACUCUCGGAGAGGAAUCGAUAGUAGUUCAGCUUGAAGAUCCGACGAAAAUAGAUCAGACUACCGAACAUCAGUACUCUUAUGGAUCUCCUACGAACUACGAACACAUUCUAGACACGGAGUCUACUACGUUGGAAUAUAUAACGAAGCACACAUAUAACAAGGACUCAGAAUUGCGGAAGGAUGAAGAGACAUUACAUCGCACUGUACAGAAAUUCAAUCAUCAUUCACCUACGACUAAUUACAACGCAGGAAGUACAGCAAGAGUAAUAAAGAGGAAGCUUCUGGGUCCAGUAACGUCAAAACAAGGCAUUACAGUCACGAAACGUAAACCCUCCCCUGCACCACAAUCAAUCCAUGAAGAGGUGCGAACGAAUUCACUAGAGUCAUUUACAUUUGGAAACGGAGGGAAUGAAAUCUGUGAUAAGAAUUUCAAAACACCAGAACAUGAAGAAAAAAUUAGUCUGAUUUCACAUGAAUACGGUAUCAAGACGACAUGCAGCAACCAAAGCGAGAACAGCGUCGAAAAGACACAACAGGCCGAAGCUGAUGAUUCAUUAAUGUUAGAGUCAAUCACGACCACAGCUCAACAGAUCUCUAAUCUUGUGACUGUAAGUACUGAAAAGUAUGGGAAAACAUACUCUGAUCGAAUAAAACUUUCUACUGCUAUGGCGAAGAAGGAACAGGAGUAUAAUACCUUGUCAAUGCAAGAAAACACAAAGGAAUUACAUUCUAGCUUUCAAUGGAGUAGCGUAGCUACAAAGGAAGAGUGUAAUGAACCCAGUAUGUCAGGGCAAGUCACACAAAGUAUUGAACAAAAACCUCGCCGCAAGCGCUACAGAAAAAUGGAAAAGACGCGCUUGCGGUAUUUUACUUUGGUAGACAGAGACCAGCUGAAGGAUACCGAGAAUUUAGAAAAAACUGAAAUCGAAAACAAUUUAGAUGUAGAAACGCUGGACAACAGUUCCAGUAAAAACAGUAACAGCGAAGAAAGAGCUGAAGAUACGAGAGCAAAUGAUAACGCAAGAAUGCCGACGCCCCAAGGACCUCACAUAACUGGGAAACAAAAUAACUAUAUGACGAGGCUCAGCUAUCGGGAUCGGGCUAGCUCUGCAACCCAGGUAACGGACUCUCUUCCUACAACUGAGGAGACAAGUACAGAUAUGUGGGACAUAGAAGAAGCAGAUGAACUAUUAACGUCUCAUACAGAUGGACAUCAACAUUCUUCAAAAGCGUGGGCAGCAACUAUCGUCUACAAGCCUGUCUCUAGACCAGCCACACAUACGAAACCACCCUCAUCCACAUCAACUCUAUCAUCAGUUGUUGGUCGUAGUGGACCUCCUACAAUAGAAGAGAUAACCACAGAUAUGUUCGACACAGACGAUUCAGAUGAACAGUUAAAACCACUUACUGAUAGAAAUGUGCUAUGGACGAAACCUUCAAAAGGGUGGGCAGCAACUAUCGUCUUCAAGCCUAUCAGUAGGCCAACCACUCUUACGAAACCACCCUUACCCACAUCAACUCCAUCAACAAUUGUUAUCCGCAGUCAACCUCCUACAACAGAAAAGACAACUGAAGAUACUUUCGACACAAAUGAAUCAGAUGAAUUAAUGUCACUUAGUGAUGCACAUGGGCAGUGGACAAAACCUUCAUCAAAAGAGUGGAUAGCAACUAUCGUCUUAAAACCUACCAGUAGGCCAACCACACAUUUGAAACCACCCUUAUCCACACCAACUCCAUCAGCACCUGUUAGUCGUAGUGAACCUCCUACAAUAGAAGAGAUAACUACAGAUAUGUUCGACACAGACGAUUCAGAUGAACAGUCAAAGCCACUUACUGAUGGAAAUGUGCUGCGGACGAAUCCUUCAAAAGGGUGGAUAGCAACUAUCAUCUUUAAACCUACGAGUAGGCCAGCCACACGUUUGAAACCACCCUUAUCCAUAUCAACUCCACCAGCAACUGUUAGUCGUAGUGAACCUCCUACAAUAGAAGAGAUAACUACAGAUGUGUUCGACACAGACGAUUCAGAUGAACAGUCAAAGCCACUUACUGAUGGAAAUGUGUUGCGGACGAAACCUUCAAAAGGGUGGAUAGCAACUAUCAUCUUCAAACCUACAAGUAGGCCAGUCACACGUUUGAAACCACCCUUAUCCAUAUCAACUCCACCUGCAACUGUUAGUCGUAGUGAACCUCCUACAAUAGAAGAGAUAACUACAGAUAUGUUCGACACAGACGAUUCAGAUGAACAGUCAAAGCCACUUACUGAUGGAAAUGUGUUGCGGACGAAACCUUCAAAAGGGUGGAUAGCAACUAUCAUCUUCAAACCUACGAGUAGGCCAGCCACACGUUUGAAACCACCCUUAUCCAUAUCAACUCCACCAGCAACUGUUAGUCGUAUUGAACCUCCUACAAUAGUAGAGAUAACUACAGAUAUGUUCGACACAGACGAGUCAGAUGAACAGUCAAAGCCACUUACUGAUGGAAUUAUGUUGCGGACGAAACCUUCAAAAGGAAUAACUUCUCCUACACGACAUGACCUUCAUUCCUCUUCCACAAUGACUAGCCCUAUUUCAUAUUCGUUAACAUCAUAUGGAACAUCCAGUUCAUUUUCAAAAUCGACGCUUCCAUCAGCGUUAACUGACAAACCAGGGUCGUUUGAUGAAACACAGGUCAUUUCUUACGGUGCUUCUCCAAGUCCUACUGCUCCCUAUAGUGGCACCAAAUCCGCAUCUUUCGGUGACGGUGGAACAUCCUCCACAUUGAGCCCUGGAUCAGCAACUGUCUGCCACCCAUUGCCAACUGGUGGUCCUGACUACAGCAAACAUCGGACGUGCAAAAGACUGGUGAAGACAUCUUCGGGAGACUCCACCCGUUGUGCCUUUCUAACACCACCCUUAACACUGCGGCGUACACUACGUCGUCGUGUGAGGAUCACAACGCCUUCAGCCUCGUGA